This is a messenger RNA of Penicillium alfredii, 1680 nucleotides long. Its product is annotated as zinc knuckle domain protein. Bases 1 to 1680 code for a protein of 559 amino acids. The record is from RefSeq and is a predicted model, not a curated record. NCBI's taxonomy places the organism in Eukaryota, Fungi, Ascomycota, Eurotiomycetes, Eurotiales, Aspergillaceae. The transcript has 2 exons. Gene Ontology annotation, molecular function: zinc ion binding; nucleic acid binding.
AUGGCUGAUUCCUCAGGAGAAGAGGCCGACUCACGAACGGCUUCGGUUGGUGGGCAACGCUCUCAGCCCAAUGGAUUCCACGACAGCAGUUCUCGUCCCACGAAGCGACAGCGGAGAAACAAACCCCAGACAGACGAUACAAGCGAUUUUGUUCCUCGAGGAGCUUCGUUUAGCGCCAAUGCCUUGCAAAUUGAUCCUGAUAGCACUUCCAGUUCUGGAUCUAGCUCGGACUCUGAUACACAAGAACCCGUGAACCCGCAUGCAGGAAGUACCGCGCCAGCAGUCAACUGGAAUCAGGGUAGGAAAAAUGCGGUGCGCACCACGCUCCGCCGGCAGCCUGCCCCGCCAAAUGAUGGUACCUCAACAGCACAAUUUAAUGCUGUGAAUGACAAAUUCUGGCGCAGUCGCAGUGCGUCUGUAUCGUCCGGGAGCAAUGGGGUGACAAACGGCCGGGCUAAUAUUGAGGAAGGGUUAGAAAAUAAGGUCGACGAGGGGAGCGACUCGGAGGUAUUGUCGCUUGACUCAGCGGCUGAUGAUUCUAUCAUGCUCAACAUCGGCAAUAAGAUUGGCCAAGAAAGCGCGGAUAGUCACUUGCCAGAAUCUCUACCUGUCCACCACCCUCAAGCCAAUGGCAACAUGACCAAGCCACUUCCAGAGACUGGGUCAGCUCAGCUCGAGCCAUCCUCCAAGGAGGAGGCAUUUCAGCUCUUUUCUCGCAAAUAUCCGAUUGCACCCAGCACUUUGGUGGACUUGGACCAGGAGGACCUAGAACUCCAGGGGAUCUUCGUUUUCUUCGACCGUAACAUCAACGACGUCGACCUGAGCCUCCCAGUAACCUGCCUCGAGUGCCGGGGUAAGGGCCAUCUGGAUGCCGUGUGUUCCACCAAAGAGUGUGAACAUUGCGGGGCGUGGAGUCAGCACAUGAGUAGGAACUGUCCAACAUGGCGCAGAUGCCAAAGAUGUCGGGAUCGUGGCCAUCAUGAGUGGAAAUGCGCGUCGCCCUUGAAAAGCUCAGCACAGGAAGUCCCCUGCGACCACUGUGGAUCCUCUGAUCACCUCGAGUUGCAAUGUGAAUACAGGUGGAAGCUUCCUCUGCCAGAUCUCUCUGGCAAGAAGAUCGUCGUUUCAAUUUCCUGCGCCAACUGCACCAGUCCCAGCCAUCUGAUCGGAGACUGCCCGAAUCUUUCCCGUCCUUACAACACCUCUUUCUUUACCCUCAAGGGCAUUGACCCCGCGAAUAUUGUUAAUCUGAACACCCUGAGCAACUCCGACGAACUGCCUCCCCCAGAUAGGCCCCCACGCGGCCCCGGGAAUAGGGGCCCGCGCGGCGGUGGAGGCCGAGGUCGUGGCGGUUCCCGGAUUCCAUCACCAGACGACACACUGUCCAAUCUUGCCGAAGGAGCGCCUGGCGUUACAGCUCGUGGUGGUAAAGGUCGCGGCAACAUUCGCUUCGGGGGUGGAGGCGGUUCCAACCCCAAACAGGGCGGACGGGGUCAGUUUCAGUCUCGACCGCCGCAUAACAACCGCGGUCGUCCGCAAUACCCAGGAAACAACACCCGGCAGCGUUCACUGUCUCCGCCACGCCCACCCCAAGGCCCUCCAUUCCGAGGUGGCAAGGGUGGGCGUGGGCGUGGCGGUUCUCGUGGUGGUCCUCGCGGCAAGGGUCGACGAGGACAAUAG